Sphaeramia orbicularis (orbiculate cardinalfish) is the source of this 7355-nucleotide messenger RNA. Its product is annotated as leucine-rich repeat transmembrane neuronal protein 4. Gene Ontology annotation, cellular component: extracellular matrix. The record is from RefSeq and is a predicted model, not a curated record. The coding region runs from base 803 to 2689 and encodes 628 amino acids. The transcript is spliced from 3 exons. Gene Ontology annotation, molecular function: protein binding. Lineage: Eukaryota; Metazoa; Chordata; Actinopteri; Kurtiformes; Apogonidae.
CCAGAAGAGGGCAUUCCGAUUCUGCCUGACAAAGUUGCUUUGACACGCACACGAUUAACAACAGCGUCGUGCUAUAUUUCAUACCAGGAGACGACGAGAAUGAAACCAACAUUUGGACAAAAGGUGGAUUUUGUGAUGUUUUACUCUUCCGCGACACUCGCUGACAGCGUUUCACUGAGACUUGUGGAUAAGCUACCGUUACUUUCCUCUGUGCGCCAUGCGCGGAACAGACUGAGCUUCCUUUAGAGCAGAGACGAUAGGGUUUACUUAAAGGAGAGGAAUCUUUGGCUGUUUGGAAAAUUGCUCCUUGUUUUUUUGUUUUUUUUGUUUCUUUUACAUCGUGUUAACGUAUCUGUGAAGUCAAACUGGAUUUCCCCGUUAUCUCUAUGCGCAUAACAGACUGACAUGCAUUUCUUGGAUGUGGCUUUGUUAACGUCUGCGCCUACUGCAGUACUCUUUUUGGCUGUAACUUGAGAAAAAAAGGACGUUUUUUUUUUUUGCAACGAAAACAUGGAUAGGGAGUUUUAAAACCGGAUUUCCCCCCCUUUUUAAUCUGGAGUUGGAAGUAAAUGACAUUCACUCCGGUUCAGUUGUUCGGUUAUACAUGCAGAACUAAACCGGAUAACAGAUCCAGGUCCUGGAGAGUAAAGGGCAGGUGCGCUUUGGAGUCGGCGGCUGCGCGAAGAGACCGGGCUAGUGGAUUGGGACGGUACCUGUCUGUGGAGAGCGCGUCAUGCGGACUCAGAUGUCGCGCACUAGAAGCCAUUAAAACCUGUAGGCUGGAGCUGACAGAUAAGCGGAUAUGGGCUCUGCUCUGCGGCGUCGCUGGCUAGUGGUCCAACUCCUGAUGCAGGUGUGGCUGGCGGCAAAUCCAUCUUUGAGUGAGCGUCCAUGCCCCAAGAGCUGUCGAUGUGAUGGGAAAAUUGUCUACUGUGAGUCAAGCGCCUUUCGAGAUGUCCCCAAGAACCUCUCAGGAGGCUGUGAGGGCCUAUCUUUACGGUACAACAGUCUUGCCAGUCUCAGAGCAGGCCAGUUUGUAGGCCUUAACCAUCUCAUUUGGCUCUACUUGGAUCACAAUUACAUAGCGUCUGUGGAUGGAAUGGCUUUCCAGGGGGUCCGCAGGCUCAAAGAACUGAUCCUAAGCUCCAACAAGAUUACAUCUCUCCACAAUACAACAUUCCACCCUGUCCCUAAUUUACGCAAUCUGGAUCUGUCAUACAACAAGCUGCAGGCUUUGCAGCCUGGACAGUUUCAGGGCCUCCGCAAGCUUCUCAGCCUUCACAUACGUUCAAACUCAUUAAAAAUCAUUCCAAUGCGUCUGUUUCAAGAUUGCAGAAACCUUGAGUUCCUGGAUCUAGGGUACAAUCGCCUGCGCAGUAUCACUCGCAAUGCUUUUUCUGGCUUAGUCAAGCUUACUGAGCUGCAUUUGGAGCAUAACCAGUUCUCAAAGAUCAAUUUCUCUCAUUUCCCCCGCCUCUACAAUCUGCGGGCGCUAUACCUUCAGUGGAAUCGCAUUCGUUCAAUGAGCCAGGGCCUCACCUGGACCUGGGCCUCCAUCCAGAAACUGGAUCUGUCUGGGAAUGAUUUGACCGAGGUGGAUGCUGUGGUUUACCAAUGCCUACCUAACCUGCAAACGCUCAACCUGGAUUCCAACAAGCUGACUAAUGUGUCGCAGGAGGUAGUGGAUGCCUGGAUCUCCUUGACUACGAUUAGCUUAGCCGGGAAUGUAUGGGACUGUGGCCCAGCCAUCUGUCCUCUGGUGGGCUGGCUGAGAAAUUUCAGAGGUGCAAAGGAAACCACUAUGAUCUGCGCCUCCCCGAAGAAGGCCCAGGGUGAGAAAGUUAUGGAUGCUGUAGAGGCUUUUGGUGUCUGUCAGUUAAGCCCUGUUACAACGCUUUUGAGCAUACCUCCAACCCCAUCCAGCCUCCCAGCGCAGACAGAGAACCGCCCAGCCAUUUUGGCAUCGCCUACUGGCCCUGGAAAGAGAGGAGAGGGGUCUGUUAGAGGCCCAACAUCAUCAUCUGUCACUCCUCCUGUUGCUCUCCCUCCAGAGCAAGAUUUGGAGCCUGUGUCCUUCCAUAAAAUUGUAGCUGGAAGUGUUGCCCUUUUUCUGUCUGUUGCAAUGAUCCUCUUGGUAAUCUACGUGUCCUGGAAGCGAUAUCCGAGCAGCGUCAAGCAGCUGCAGGAGCACUCGGCUGCUGCCCGCAAACGGCGUAAGAAAACUCGAGAGACGGAGCGCACCUUGAGCUCCCCACUGCAGGAGUACUAUGUGGACUACAAACCCACCAACUCUGAGGCCAUGGAUGUGCUCGUCAAUGGGACCGGACCCUGCACCUAUACCAUCUCAGGCUCCCGAGAAUGCGAGGUUCCCCACCAGAUGGGCGCAUUGACCUUCUACCGCUAUGAACAGCCCAUUGUAGACUACUGCCAGGCUCAUCAACCCCUACGGCUCAACAUGGGCUACGAGGGACCCCCGCAGGGCCUUGAAGGCCUUGAGGACCUGGGGCCAUGUGAGAGGGGUACUAUACAGACAGUAGCGCUGCCUGCGGUGCCCUCUGCUGCCAGCAUAGGUGCCGCUGUGCAAGGGCCUCGAUCUCCUCCACCCCCUCUCAGACCACCACCUGAGGGCCCGAACACCGGCCCUUUUCCUCCACCUGAACGCACCGGCACACUCAAAUUUGGACGCUAGCAAACUUAGCCUUAGAAUCGGGGCAAAGGCCCCAGAUUUACACUGACUUUAAACUAAAGGGGCAGGUGAGCUGGUUAUUUGGUAAGGCCUUGUUUUCUGAGAAGAAACUACAGAACAAAAAUUUCUAAUUCUGUCCAAAUGGAUUGGGUAUCUGGAACACAAGGUGCCACUAAUACACAACAGAAGCAGAGGUGGAGUCAUUCUUCUUGAUCAUUUUAGUAUUUUUGUUUUCUAUACACCUCAUAGGAUAACCCUUUAUACUGCCUCUUGGGAUAUAAUCCAGCAAAAGUAGUACCUCAUUUCCAAAUCCGGUCAAAUGCAAAAUCCUGGGAAUCUGUUCCCAACAUAACAUUAGUCCGCUUUGCCUCAGUCAGAAACAGAAAUGAGAAAGUGCAACAAAAACAGGUUCUUAACCACAAAACAGCAGUGCGGUAAAAUGAAGACGACAUAAGGAGUUACAUCAAAGCGAAUGCCAGAGGCUUCUUACUGUGAUUAUGAUUAAAAUUCACAUUCAGCAGUUGUUAGAUUCCAUAUCAUUAUUUAAUGUGCAUGUCAAACCAAAGAGUUUACUUGUAUUUUUUCUUUUAAUGCACAUAGUUUUUUUUUUUUUUUUUUCUUGAAAUGUCAGUGGUUAAGUAAGUUUGACUCUGCUGACCCACAGUCACAAGUACAGCCAAUUCUCUGAAACUGACUGGUCUCAUCCUCAUAAAUUAUCAUUACAGAGUUACCUUCAAAUAAGAAAGAGGAAGUAUAAAAUAGACAUUUAUCAUGAAGAUGUACCUGGUCCUACUAACAUCAGGUCAUUUGUCAUCUUUGUGAUGCCGUGAGCAACAACAACCACAAAAUGCUUUCUAUAAUAUUAUGGCAUGUUCCAUAAAUUUCUUAAAUGUGGCAGGUCUUUGUAUAUGAUUAUAUCCAGUUGAAUGAUUUACUAUGCUUUAAAGAGGUAAUCAUGGGCAAAACAAGUACAUUGAUUGCAAAACAUUGUACAUAUUCUUAAAAAGGUCCACUUUACUGAAGGUUAAACCACUCUCACUGCCCCAAAUGGUUAUUCAAAAACAUUGAUGAGUCAAUGUUUGACUUUCAUUAUACUGGACAAUUUGGAGAGCACUGUCUUGCUGGAUUGGCAAAGCUUAGGCCGUGUGCUCCCGUGUCCCCACCACCACAGAGAACAACAGUGCCUAGUGGGGGGAGUGUUGAACCAGCACGUUGACUUCUCUUUGACCUGCGUAUGAACCCACGGGCUCUACUGGGAAUAUUGCCUGACAUCUUCUUUUUGUCCAGAAAGCGUGCCUGCAGUGCAGGACUUUAUUGCACUCGGUAACCCCUCGGCUAUCAUGUCAAGCACUGCAACUCACUCACUUACGGAGCUGAUGAGGACUUCAGUUAUGGCUGUGAUGGACUGUCAAAUAUCAUCUCCGGCUUCAUCCGAGCAGUGCACAGGGGUCGUUUUCUACAUGUCAGUGGUCAUAGUCCCUCGAGUUGUGGAAACAGUGCUUGGUCCUCCCACAGUGCAACUGAUUAAUCCACUGAUGAAACUGCAAGGGGCCAAAAAUUCCCCAUCAAAGUGGGUAUAUCCUAAAAAUAAACGAGAGGAAAAAAUAGGGAAUUAUUUUUGUUCUGUUUGUUAUUUUGUCAUUUUUGGCUUGGGACAAGAGAGAGUUUUUUGAAGUGUUCAAAGAUGAUGUCAAGAAAUUCUAUAAGACUUAUCAAAAGGACAAAAUCUAAUAGAACUUAUUUAUCCUGUAAAUAGUGAAUCUUUAAAAAUGAAAAAGAGUAUGAACUUCACUUCUUCUGAGACACAAACUGCUUGUGAACAGAAGAGGAGCCUUAUUCAAUUUCCAGUAGGAAUCUGAAACCAAGAUGACUCGGAGAAAUGAUUCCUACUCAAACGCUCCUGUUGUUUCGAUGAUGAAUAUUUUUCUAUCUGCUCCCAUCACGAUUCUGUCAUUCUAGCAUUCAACACAAAUUAUGUUACCGAGGUUAUUUAUCAAAUCCAAUCCUUUUACUGAAUCACAUGAAAAGGUAAGAUUGGGAGCGCUGUUCUUGUGAAGUACUUCGAGUGUCAAACUUUGUAGAGAUCCAUAUCUUCUGUUCUUACUUCAGACAUGUUUGUGAGCAUCCUGCAGGAGGUGGCUGUAUGACGUAUUGUUAGUUUCACCACAGAACAACCCUCUUGUUUUGAGAAUUACAACACGUGCUGCCAUUUUAAGGUCUACUCGGGGAGAAGGACUGUGCUUUUCUUUAAGAGUUUAACAUGUGGAGGAUGUUCUUUUCAAUGUGCCAUUAUAUAGUUUUAAAUGUUUUACCAGAAAUAGCCCUAAAAACAACAAGUAACCCAAAAAGUCUUCACGGCUUCAUGACUAAGAAGGGUUCACUUCCCUUCGUGUACAGGACAUUGCAAAAAAAGCAGUUCGCUCAGUACGGUUGCUUAAUAGUGCUGGUGGAGUUUACUUUGUAAUAGCAGCUGUGCCAAUGUCUUUAUAAUGGGAGCUCUCUCAAUUCUAUCCAUGUAUUGUCUUGCCUUGCUCUAUAUCACCCCUGCUAACUCCUUGGCCUGAAUUUCAUGUCUGCCUCUUGGUGACUCGGGUGAACCUGUUUAAUGAUGUUCUAUUUCUGUCCGCAUGCUGAUAUUUUGGGAAACUAUGCCCAGUUAGGGAGGAGCGCUGAACCAGAGACAAACAGCACAGGAGAUAUUUCCUGUCUGAAAUGCCCUAGAACCAGAAGCACGUGUCAUGGACAACUUCACUGUUUUUAAAGCAACUUGUUUGCUGACCCAUCCCUGUCCCUGUAGAAUUACGUGGCACUAUAGGCAGUUAAGCAGAGAAAGAAGCUUGUGUUGGGCACUCACUCCAGGGACAGACUUCUUUUAAUAGUCCCAGCUAAAGCUUAGUCCUCCAUACAUAGUAAUUAUUUCACUUUUCAGAACAGUGAUAAUGGCACAACUCCGUCUAAACACGUUGAUCAGAGCUACUUUGCCAUUAAUGUUCAAUUAGAAACACUAAUAAAAUUGUUGUAUUUUCACAAUUAAAUGAGCUACUAAUAAUUGAUAGAUUAAUCAUGACUACCUCCCCGAUAAAAUCAGAUCUGUUCAGCAGAAUGUUUUGAAUCCUGCUGCCAGCAAUUAUUUAGUCUUUCGUCCUUUUUUUUUUUUCUUCUUCUUUCUUUCUUCUCAUCAGAGAGCUGGAAGCACAGGCACUGCAUGCUAAUGAUGCAUGUUUGAGCUGAACUCCAGGACCGUCUGUGCUCGCCCUGUAAUGCCAACAGGCUUUAUUUUCCUUUCUGCUUUGUUUGUUUAUGGUUUUAUAGCCCCCCAUCUCCCCCACCACACUUUGAGUUUAGGCUAUUGUCCCUAUUGGGAUUAUUUUUCUUUUUGUCUUUCCCCCUUUCCAUUUCUUUUCUUCUUUUUUUUUUUUUUUUGCUUUUGGUGAGGUGACUAAAGGUCUGACGAAUUGCAGUGAAAACUUUCAUAUUUCAGUGUUUAUGCUCAAAGGAACAGCUGAAUGCAAAUCUCUAAAGGGGACAGGGAAAGACAACCCAUCCACCAGAAUAAUAUGUUGCUAUUGUACAUUUCUGCAAACCAGGGAAACAUAUAAUCUCAACAUUUGUGGUGCAAAAAUCCCCAUGCAUAUCAGUAUUAUGGUGUUUUCACCAUUCAUGGCAUCUUUUAGGUGAUAGUAUCAGGCAAUAAUGUUUGACUAUUAAACUUUUUACGGUUAAGUGGAAGCACUAAACCAAACUACGAUCUUUCCAUAAUCCUGUCUAAAAUGUAUAAACCUAAAAACGUACCAGGAGUUAAAAAGAGUACUCAAAAAGUCAAUGAUAAUCUUCAUCCACCAAAGACUAUAUGUAUGGUUUGCAAGAAAAAUAAAUACUCUGGUGCGUGGGCUGCAAUGCAAAAGAGAGAAGACAGAAGGCAACAAAUACUAUACAAACAGGAUAUACAAGAACACAUGGGAAACUGCAAGACUGUUUUAUUCUGUUACAAUGAAGGUUUUAUGAUGGUUUCUGAUGUUCAAGGCAGCUUUACUUCCAUACUAUAAGAAAUGACACAAGCAGCUUUGACCAAGCUUAGUCACACUCGAGUUAAAGAAUAUGACACCCACAGAUUCAACAAAACACAAGUCUUGCAUCUUCUAAAUGUAUGUAUGCAUGAACAUAUUCAAAAUACAUACGCACCGUUUUGUUAAUACCUUGUUAGAAAAUUAAAUCUAACUUGCAAUGUAUCUGCAAAGAUUUCACCAAACUUUCUUUUAGAAAAACAUACAUGCAUCAAUAUGCACACACACCAAUAAAAAUAAUACAAAAAAAAAACAAAAAAAAAAACAUAGCCUGAUAAAUGAUAAUGAAGUACUGCAGGUUAUGAAGCAACCAUUCAUUCCAGUUCACCCAAGGCCGUCUGCUACAUUUCAGUAGGUUCUAAUCCAUUACCUGAUAAAUAGAUUUGAAAAAUUAAUUCCCAGCCAGACGUGGAUUUGCAGCUUUUCUUCCUCUGCUAUACAUCUGUGUCUUACCCACAGGCAGCGACAUACUCAUACAGCACACAGUCAUGACUCCAGAGAGUCAGCACGUAGACAUAGAUAUGGGGUUUAAGGAAAAAAAAAAAAAAAGAAAUAAAUAAGUAGAAAAAACACAUAUACACACGCUAAUGCUCUCCAUCUGCCAC